This is a messenger RNA of Pseudozyma flocculosa PF-1, 2784 nucleotides long. RefSeq lists its product as uncharacterized. NCBI's taxonomy places the organism in Eukaryota, Fungi, Basidiomycota, Ustilaginomycetes, Ustilaginales, Ustilaginaceae. The coding region runs from base 1 to 2784 and encodes 927 amino acids. The transcript is spliced from 2 exons. The record is from RefSeq and is a predicted model, not a curated record.
AUGGCCUCGCUGAGGACCACCUACUUCGCAGCGGGCUGCCAGCAUGGCGGCGAGGCCUCCUGUGACCGCUGUGACUCGCUCCCCGCGGGCAAGAUCAAGUCCAAGGGCGAUGCAGGGGAAGCUCCUGGCUCGACGACUCGGCCGGACCGAUGGGCCAGCAGAUACGUGAGCGGCACGUUUACGCCCGACGACUCGUACCUCUCGAGCAGCACGAGCGGCUCGAGCGUCGCCUCUGCCAACGGCAAGGUCCCCUUUCGAGCCAGCACGGACCACAACCUCGGCCUCGGCAUGCCUUCUCGCAUCUCGCGCGAUCUGAGGUCCAGCUUCAGCAACCAGCCGCGCCCGACGCUCGACAGCCUGCCGGAGCGCGGCCGGUCGACGGAGCGGACGGCGUCGCAGUACCUCUCGACGCCUCCGUCGGCCGGGCCCUCCAAGGCCGCGCCCUCGCGCGACCGGUCGCCCAACGGCGGAGACUACCGCGCGCCGAUCCUGCAGGGCUCCGACGGCGCCCUCUCCAAGGUCUGCGGCAGCCUGGUCGAGCCGUCCGAGAGCCGCAACAAGUGGGCGUGCCACGACUGCAAGGCCGUCUUUGCGCGCGACACGACCAUCUACGCGCCUCCGAGCUCGGCGGCCGACCUCAGCCCGGACGGCGCCUACUUUUGCAAGCAGUGCUACAGCGCGCGGUACGGCCUGGGCAAAUGCAACGCGUGCCAGAGGGACGUCCUCGGCAGCACAAAGGAGGACGGCAAGUUUGUCAAGGCCAACGGCGGCCUCUGGCACGGCCGCUGCUGGAGGUGCGUCCACUGCGGCAAGGGCGCAAAGGACGGCGUCGAGGUGCUCGUCGGCAUGGACGGUAGGCCGUGCUGCGAAGGCUGCUUUGACAGACCAAAGCAGGCAAGGCGGCCGUCAUUCGACGCCAAGGCUGCGGAAAGGCCGGUUCCGUCGGCAUCCUCUCGCUCUCACGACGCCGACGUGCGCAGGCUCAGCCGGUACGGGGCCGCAGGCAAAGGCGCCAUGGGCGCAACCAUCGCCGAGCUGUCGAAAAAGUUCAACAGGGGCUGCUCAACAUCGACGGCGAUGCCGACGUCGCCGACGCUGCCCUCGAGUCCGACGAUGGCCUCGGACAUCUUCCGCCGGGGUUCCACCUCGACGGGCUCACUCGCCGAUGUCGCGCGGCCCCCCUCGCGAGGGACGCUGCCGUUCCCAGACCUCGUCUCGCGCUCGCCCACCCGCGGCAGCACCGGCAUGAGCCGCAGCGGCAGCAUCACCGGCAGCCCGCCCAAGCCUCGUCCGUUGACCGCCCAGUUCACGGGCGAUCUCAACCUCGCCGCCUUCCGCACGUCGUUCGGGCCCGGCUCGGACCCGGAGCGGGGCCACCUUAGCCGCAGCGACUCGCGCAGCCGCAGCUACAGCCCGACCAAGCGCACCCCGCUUGGGAGCGGUGGUGUCACGCCGGAGACGGGCUCACGCGGACGCUUCGACUCCUUCACCCGCGAUGGCGCGGGCCCGUCGACCACCUCGGCAAAGGUGCCCGGCAGCCCCAACGUGAGGGCGAGCUCCAGCCUCGGCGGUGCCGCUGCUGCUGCGCCGCGAUCUGCCGAAUUCGGGCGUGACCGCACCGCCAGCGGCUUUCCACGUCCGCUCAACACGCCCUUUUCCAAGGACAAGAGCACAAAGGAGCCUCUGCAGGGCGACAAGCACUCCGACGAGCCCGACUCGGAGCCGACUGUUGAGCCGACCGCCGCGGACCCGCCCGCGGCGGAUGCAGAGGUGCGAUGCGUCGUCUGCCAUCGGCUGCCCUUCGAGUCGUCUGCGACCGGGUCCGGGCCCGCGCAUGAGGUGGUCAUGAUCACGCUAGCAGGCGGCCAGCACCUGCACGCCGACUGCUUCACGUGCUGCGUCUGCGCGGCCAAGAUCGACGGCAGCCGGACCUUUACGCGCCUCGAGGGCCUGGACGGACAGUACCGCGAGCUCGCACCGGGGCUGGAACCGUUUGCGCACCCUCACUGCGCGCCCAGCGUCCGCCUCCAGCGCGUGGUCCGCGCGCUCGACGACCAGCCGGCCUCGCACGAAGGAAGGACGCUCAACCGCAAUUUGGACCCGGAAGCGUCGGUGCGGAACCACGUCACCCACCAGCGAGAACUGCGGCCGAGCCCGACGCCCUCGCCCGCCGCGACGCUGCGCAGUCCGUCUAGCUCCUCGUUCCCCGAGCGAGGCGAUCUGCCAUUUGCGCGCGGCACCAGCACGGCGCCGACGUCGACGUCGACCCGACCCACCGACGGCAGCGUUCGUCGCUUCCAGCCAUCGGCCGGCGCCGCCCCGCCGACACGCUCCACGAUCCUCUCGCGCUCGGCCACCGCUCCAACGAAUCCGGCAGCAGGCAUCUUUUCUCGCCAGCCCCAGCCGUCCACGUCUUCAUCUUCCGGCCCUUCGAACGGCCUGGCCGCCCUGCGCGGCGCCACAGGCUCGGGCUCGGGCACGACGGCCGCGGGCGGGCCGACGCGGCUGGGCGGGAUGCCGUCUUGCGCCUUUUGCGGCGAAAAGCUAUCGGCACUCGAGAGCGUGACGGGACCGCGCAGCACGGCGUGGCACCGCAACUGCCUCAUCUGCCGCGGCGCACCAAAGGCGGCGCCGUCGCCCCUGUUCGUGCGCAACCUCCGCGCCGCUGCGCCUUCGAUCUGCGGCAAGAAGCUCGACUCGGGCGCAAAGGUCAACCGCGACGGCGAAGUCAGGUGCCGCGACUGCUUUGACCGCGAGUGCUCCGCCUUCCGCGUGUCGGCUUAG